AUGGCGUCAUCGCAGCCUACCAUCCAGGAGCUCGCGGCCAAGGUCGCGCAGCUGUCCGCCGACUUCUCCAAGUUCCUGGGCGACAACAAGAUCCCCGAGCCUACCUUUGCCGCGGAUAGUGUGCGCAGUUACAGUGGUCUGACAUCAGAGGCUUUUCUGUUGAGACAGAACCUGCUGGACACCCUGAAUGACCUGCAUUACCUCGUCGAGGGCCCUAGCGAGAGUGUCUUCAACUUUGCCCACAACUACGGACCCGACGGUGCCUGCAUCAAUACUAUCAACCACUUCGAUUUCUGGUCUGCGGUCCCUCUGAAUGGCGAUGCCUCCUACGCCGAAAUCACCAAGCACGUCAACCUGCCAGAGGAGGUCGUCCACCGCCUUCUCGAGCACGCGUACACUCUGCGCAUCUUCGAGGAGACCGAACCCGGAAAGCCCCUGACCACCCGCGUACGACACACUGCGCGGUCCGCGGCCUUGGCCCAGAAUGAGGGCCUCAGCGGACUCGUCGCCAACAUCAUGAACGAUGCGGGCCCGCCCAUGGCCAUUCUCCCUUAUGCUUUGGAGAAGUUCCAGAAGGGCAAGACGGAGCUCAAGGAGGACAUGAGCGAGACCGCUUUUGCCCUGUGGCAGAGUGGUGAGCUGUCCAAGGGCUACAAGACUUCGUGGGAGAUGAUGGAGGAGGACGGCGAGGGUGAGAGGAAGGGCUACCGCAUGAGGACUUUCGUCAAGUGGAUGAACUACAUCAAGGACAUCUUCCAGUUGGAGGGACUGCUCAACACCGCCUACGACUGGAAAUCUGCCGGCAACCUCAAGGUCGUCGAUCUCGGCGGUUCCGGAGGCCACGACAGCUUCGUCCUGGCCAAGAACUUCCCCAACCUCAACAUCACCGUGCAGGACCUGCCCAAGUGCCAGUCCUCAUUCGACCAGAACAUUCCCGAGGAGCUCAAGGGCCGCGUGAGCUUCCAGCCCCACAGCUUCUUCGAGCCCCAGACCCUGCAGGCGGACAUCUACAUGAUCAAGCUCAUCCUCCACGACUGGCCCGACGCCGAGUCGAUCCAGAUCCUCAAGGGCCUCACCCCUGCGCUGCGCCCCGGUUCCAAGGUCCUCUUCAUCGACUACGUCGGCAAGCAGGGCACCGUCGAGGAGAACGCCGCCGCGGCCGCCGCGCUGCCCAAGUCCAUCCAGCAGAUGGGCACGUCGACGGACCUGAGAAUGAUGGGUCUGUUCGGCGCCAAGGAGAGGCACGUCGAUGCGUGGAAGGAGCUUUUCAAGAGGGCGGAUGAGAGGUACGAUGUUGCUCGCGUCACGGCCAACCCGUUGUCUUUCUUCGUCGUUAUUGAGGCUGUCUGGCGCGGUUGA
This is a messenger RNA of Colletotrichum karsti, 1359 nucleotides long. Its product is annotated as O-methyltransferase. Lineage: Eukaryota; Fungi; Ascomycota; Sordariomycetes; Glomerellales; Glomerellaceae. The transcript is spliced from 3 exons. Gene Ontology annotation, molecular function: O-methyltransferase activity. The record is from RefSeq and is a predicted model, not a curated record. Bases 1 to 1359 code for a protein of 452 amino acids.